GGAGGAGUUAGCGACGGCGCGCGAGAUCGCCGAGGUCGGUCUCGCGAUAUUUCUGAAUCCGAGGCUCCACGCGUAAUCUGGGCGCUGGGAGCAAGGGCUGGGAGGGAGACGGUUUUUAGCCCGUCCUACGGAAGCCUGCGAGGGAGGGUGGCAUCCACUCCCCAGGUCCAGUGUCCUGAUGCCCAGCGCCAGCGCCAGCCGUAAGGGUCAGGAGAAGCCGCGGGAGAUCGUGGACGCGGCGGAAGAUUAUGCUAAAGAGAGAUAUGGGAUAUCGUCUAUGAUACAAUCACAAGAAAAACCAGACAGAGUUUUGGUUCGAGUUAAGGACCUAACAGUACAAAAAGCUGAUGACAUUGUUUGGGUCCGUGCAAGAGUUCACACAAGCAGAGCAAAAGGGAAGCAGUGCUUCUUAGUCCUGAGGCAGCAGCAGUUUAAUGUCCAGGCUCUUGUGGCAGUGGGAGACCACGCGAGCAAGCAGAUGGUUAAAUUUGCUGCCAACAUCAACAAAGAAAGUAUUAUUGACGUAGAAGGCAUUGUGAGAAAAGUAAAUCAGAAAAUUGGAAGCUGUACACAGCAAGAUGUUGAAUUGCAUGUCCAGAAGAUUUAUGUGAUCAGUUUGGCUGAACCUCGCCUGCCCUUGCAGCUGGACGAUGCCAUUCGGCCUGAAGUGGAAGGAGAAGAGGAAGGAAGAGCUACCGUUAACCAGGAUACAAGAUUAGACAACAGAGUCAUUGACCUUAGGACAUCAACGAGUCAGGCCGUCUUCCGUCUCCAGUCCGGCAUCUGCCAUCUCUUCAGAGAAACUUUAAUUAACAAAGGUUUUGUGGAAAUCCAAACUCCUAAAAUUAUUUCAGCUGCUAGUGAAGGAGGAGCCAAUGUUUUCACUGUGUCAUAUUUUAAAAAUAAUGCCUACCUUGCUCAGUCCCCACAACUGUAUAAGCAGAUGUGCAUCUGUGCUGAUUUUGAGAAGGUUUUCUGCAUUGGGCCAGUUUUCAGAGCCGAAGACUCCAAUACCCAUAGACAUCUGACUGAAUUUGUUGGUUUGGAUAUUGAAAUGGCUUUUAAUUACCACUACCAUGAAGUUGUAGAAGAAAUUGCUGACACCUUGGUGCAAAUAUUCAAAGGACUUCAAGAAAGGUUUCAGACUGAAAUUCAAACUGUAAAUAAACAGUUCCCAUGUGAGCCGUUCAAAUUUUUGGAGCCAACGUUAAGACUGGAAUAUUGUGAAGCUCUCGCUAUGCUUAGAGAAGCAGGAGUUGAAAUGGGAGACGAGGAAGAUCUAAGUACGCCAAAUGAGAAACUGUUGGGACGUUUGGUGAAGGAAAAGUAUGAUACAGACUUUUAUGUUCUUGAUAAAUAUCCAUUGGCUGUCAGACCUUUCUACACCAUGCCCGACCCAAGAAAUCCUAAACAGUCUAACUCCUACGACAUGUUCAUGAGAGGAGAAGAAAUACUGUCUGGAGCACAAAGAAUACACGAUCCUCAGUUGCUAACAGAGAGAGCUUUACACCAUGGAAUUGAUUUGGAGAAAAUCAAAGCUUACAUUGAUUCCUUCCGCUUUGGAGCCCCUCCUCAUGCUGGUGGAGGCAUUGGAUUGGAAAGGGUGACGAUGCUGUUCUUGGGGUUGCAUAAUGUCCGUCAGACCUCAAUGUUUCCUCGUGACCCCAAACGACUCACACCUUAAAGCCACACUUUUUAUUCUCUCCGGUGACUUGCUGCUGAUCAGGUUGUACCUGAGGUACUUAAGGGACGCAGCAGAACAAAUGUCUUACUGAAGUGCCACAAUUAUUUUUAAGUCGUUAAUUGCAAAUUAACUAAGGAAAAGCGUUUUAGAGCUUCAGAUGUGCUUCAGCAGGGGAUGCUUGAACGCUUUAAUGAGGAAUUUCUAGAGUUGAAGUCAGUUUCUCUCUAUAGGAAACGUUAAAGAGAAUGUAAACAGCUUAAGUCUGUAUAAUUUUUUAUAUAUACUAUGGUGGCCACGGUACUAAUAGCCUAAAUUUUCAAUAUUUUAACUUUUAACUCUUGACAUGGAGGAAAAUAAUGGAGAAAUUACCAAGACUUUAGCGUAUAUAACGUUGGAAUGUCGCAGAAAUUAGAGUAUGAGUUCUUCAAAGUUACCUUCAGAAAUCAUGUGAAGCAGCUGAGAACACUGGCUAGAAACAGCACCACUGAAACAUUGUUACAAGUUUUGAGGCUGAACUUCAAUAAAAAUGUAAAGCUAAUGAUA
Messenger RNA from Meriones unguiculatus (Mongolian gerbil), 2227 nucleotides. RefSeq names its product aspartyl-tRNA synthetase 1 (gene Dars1). The record is from RefSeq and is a predicted model, not a curated record. Bases 179 to 1684 code for a protein of 501 amino acids. Lineage: Eukaryota; Metazoa; Chordata; Mammalia; Rodentia; Muridae. The transcript is spliced from 16 exons. Gene Ontology annotation, molecular function: ATP binding; RNA binding; aspartate-tRNA ligase activity. Gene Ontology annotation, cellular component: aminoacyl-tRNA synthetase multienzyme complex; cytoplasm; cytosol. Gene Ontology annotation, biological process: aspartyl-tRNA aminoacylation.